Molecule: messenger RNA, 1092 nt
Organism: Polistes canadensis
Lineage: Eukaryota; Metazoa; Arthropoda; Insecta; Hymenoptera; Vespidae
Product: polycomb group protein Psc-like
Exons: 4
Coding region: 1-1092 (363 amino acids)
Source: RefSeq, a predicted model, not a curated record
AUGUUGCUUUACAUGCAGCUGCUACAGCAAAUCUACCGAUUCCUAUGUAACUACUCUGCAAAUGCAAAUCUAACUACUACUUUAACUGCAAUUGCCAAAACAACUGCAUCAGCAAAUGAAAAUAAAACUGCAAUUAAAAAGGCAACUGCAACUGAAGAUGCAAUUGCCACUGCACCUGCAGCUGCCACUGCACGUAAAACGAACACUGAAACUGCACAAGCAUAUACACUGCACACGCAACAAAAACUGCAAAUGCAACUAGAGUUUGCAUAUGAAACUGCAACUGCAUACUCUACCGCAAAUACACUAGCAACUUCAUAUGCAACUGCAAAUGUGACUGCAACUGUAUAUUCAACUGCAAAUAAAAAUGCAACUGCAGCUGCCGAUGAAACUGCAACUGCAGAUGCAACUGGACAUGCAAUUGAAAUUACAAAUGCAUAUGUAACUACUCUGCACAUGCAAAUUUACCUGCUUCGUCCACUUCAAAUGCAAAUACAAUUGCAUCUGCAGAUAAAAAUACAACUGCAACUGAAAAAGCAACUACAACGUAAGAUGCAAUUGCUACUGCACAUGUACAUGAAACUCUUUACUGAACAUGCAACGGCGACUACCACUGUAUCUAAAAAAGGCUAUGAAGCUGCAUAUUUAACUGCAAAUGCACAAGCAACUUCAAGUCCACAUGAGACUGCAAAUGCAACUGAAUCUGCAAAUUUAACUAAAAUCGUAACUAAAAAGGCAAAUGAAGCUGCAAAAGCAACUGUAACUGCACAUGCUACUGCUACUCUUACUUUAACUACAACUACAAUUGCACCUGCUACUGCACAUGUUACUCUCACUGAAACUUUAACUGCAGAUGCAACUGCAACUGCAACUGUUGUUGCAAAUGCUACUGUAAUUACAACAGCUCAUGCAUUGGCAACUUUAAAUAUACAAAUACCUGCAAUUGUAAAUGCACUUGCCACUGCAGACGAAACAGAAAGUGCGCAUGCUACUGCAUCUGCAACUGCAACUGCACAUGCUAACGCAACUGCUACUGCUACAGCGCAUGCACAUGCAAAUGCAAGUUUAUCCGCAACUUCUUUUGCAAAUUAA